GGGGUAGCAGCCCAAGUGGCAGGGUAUAAGCCCCGGGGUGGGGGGGUACUUCUGUUAGUGAGGGGGGCAGUAGGGCCUGAACAUUUGCCCCUAGGAGGGGCAGUUGGAGCUGUUCCAUCCCCUGGCCGGAGACGAUCGUGUGACGGAGUCUGUUUCUGCCCCGGAGGGGGUAUCAGGGCUCGGAGAUGCUGGAAACCACCAUGGGGGAGGCCAGUCCUGAAGAUCCGCCCCUGAACUUGAAGUCCCUGUCUCAGCCCCCCCAGAAACGCUCUCGCACGGUGGAAGACUUUAACCGCUUUUGCAGCUUCGUGUUGGCCUACGCCGGGUACAUACCCACCCCUGCUAAAGAGGAGCGCGCGUGGACCCCUCCAAGCUCCGUGUCUCCCCACCGAACAGAGGAAAGUGAUGGCUGGGACUCCCCCGACCCCCCCCAACUCCCUGCACCCCCUGAGCCUCCUCAGCCCCCUGCAACCUCCGAUAUCAGCACCAUCGAGACUUUUGUCAUGAAAGCUAAAUCCCAAGGGGCCGGUGGGGGCAGUAGCAAGAUGCCCGGGGGGCAAGAAGAUGGCGCGGAGGAGGAGGAGGUGCAAGCGAAAAAGGGGAGUCGCAGGAAAAGGCGGCAGCGGCACCGGGGGGGCGUGAGAAUGAGCGACACCGAUACGGACGAGGAAGAGCGAGAGGAGAGACCGGCGGCACCGGGGUCACUGCCUGCCCCCCAACUGCCCCCCAGUGCAGAAAGCAGCCGAGACGGAGGGGGCAGCUCCAGCGACGCAGACACCCAAGUGAUGGACGAGGAUAUUAUGGUGGAAUCAGGGGACGACUCGUGGGACCUGGUCACAUGUUACUGCGAGAAGCCGUUUGCGGGGCGCCCCAUGAUCGAGUGCAACGUGUGCUGCACGUGGGUGCACCUCUCCUGUGCCAAGAUCCGCAAGAGCAACGUGCCCGACGUCUACUACUGCCAGAAGUGCAGGGCAGGAAGGCUCCCGGGGGCCACCACGCCAAAGGCAGACUCCGCCCCCUGAGCCCAAACACAGAGACUGAGGGGCGGGCACAGUGUACCCCACCCUAGAGCACCUACUUGUGGAAGAUUUGUGUUGUUUUGUGGGGGGGAUCACAAUGAGCCCGGGCGAAUAGGGAGAGACUGCGGGGGUGGGAGGGGCAUACAGAGCAGGGGCGGGGUGAACUCCGCCCCCCACGGAGCCGAUCUCUCCCUACUCCCCUCGGAGCAUUGCUGUGUGUGUCCCAAGGUGCCGUUGCCGGGGGUGGGGCAGUGGCGCCCCCUAUGCCAGCGGCUCGUGUAAAUAAUGGACAGAAUCUUUAUUUUUUUUGUCUCUCCUGUAAUAAAUGCGGUUUGUACCCUACAAAUAAA
Molecule: messenger RNA, 1369 nt
Organism: Xenopus tropicalis (tropical clawed frog)
Lineage: Eukaryota; Metazoa; Chordata; Amphibia; Anura; Pipidae
Gene: phf23
Product: PHD finger protein 23
Exons: 5
Coding region: 186-1022 (278 amino acids)
Cellular component (GO): cytoplasm; nucleus
Source: RefSeq, marked provisional